Messenger RNA from Stegodyphus dumicola, 879 nucleotides. RefSeq names its product phospholipid-transporting ATPase ABCA3-like. Gene Ontology annotation, biological process: transmembrane transport; lipid transport. NCBI's taxonomy places the organism in Eukaryota, Metazoa, Arthropoda, Arachnida, Araneae, Eresidae. The record is from RefSeq and is a predicted model, not a curated record. Gene Ontology annotation, cellular component: membrane; intracellular membrane-bounded organelle. Gene Ontology annotation, molecular function: ATP binding; lipid carrier activity; ATP hydrolysis activity.
UCUUGGAUCAGCCAUCCCGCCUACUUUACUGAGUUUCUGUUUUACACUGAGAUUGCUGUUGGAGUUGCAAUACUGUGCCUUAUCGUAGAAUAUAUCUUUCGCAGAGCUUUUCUGUUAUUAGGUGAUCUUUGCUAGGCAGAUUGAAAACAUGCAUUUUCUUCAUUGUGUGAAAACAGCUUAAUCUUCCGUGUUUGUGAUAGGUUUUCGAAAUUGUUUUCAUUCAUGAAGAUGGUUGAAACUAGUAGUAUACGCCAGUUCCUGAUAUUGUUAUAUAAAGGGCUUUUAUUUCGAAAGAGACAUUAUAUAGUUACAUUUUUUGAGAUUGUUGUGCCUGUUAUGCUUAUGAGUGUGCCUGCUAUAAUACAGUCAGAAUCCAAUGCCAGUUCUCCUUAUAGACCAUCUGAUUACGAUAAACCAUCAGAAUAUAUGACAGAAUGGAUAGAUCCAAAAUUUUAUCUUCCUUUUGAUCCAUUUGAAAAAGGAAUGUAUGAGAUAAAUAUGCAGUUUGUUUUUGCACCAUCAAAUGGAAUCGCUGAAAAACUUAUGAAUGCUUCAGUUGAGCUAUGGAAAGAAAAAACGAAAUAUAAACCCAAGAGUAUAGUAAUAAAAGGUGUUGCUGAUGAAGAUGAAAUGGAAGCAUAUUGCCGUUAUGCACAGAGAUCUGACAAUUACUUAACUAUAAUUGGAACAGUUUUCAAUAAUUUUGUUUCAAAGAAGGAAUUACCUGCAUCAUUAGAUUACAAAAUACGAUAUGGAGAACCAUAUCAGCGAUCUUUUUACACUACCUCAAAGUAUCGUGUUAAUGGGCCAAGUUAUGACACUGGUAAAAUAAAAGACCUUGCAUUGUAUUGUAUGCUUUUGUAAAUAGUUGUCUGAUUU